AUGUACGAAGAACAAACGGAUCCAUAUCUCAUUCAUUCCGAUGUAUUUUCAUCGACAGAAGAUAAACUGGUGAAAGAUACUCUUCAAUUUCUACUCGUAUCAAAGAACGACAAUGACAGUAUCGAAUUUGAUGAUGAUGGUGAUCUUAUAGAUGCAAACAUUUGCUUACUACUAUCAAUUCAUCGAAAUGAAACGAAUAUUGUUCAAUGUGGAUAUCAAUUGUGGAACGGUUGCUUACUUCUUUGUGACUAUCUGUUGACGAAUUUGAAUCGGUUUCGAAAUCGAAUUGUGCUAGAAUUGGGCGCUGGAGUUGGUCUGUGUACAGUUCUUGCUAGUCGAUUCGCAGCGAAGGUCAUUUCGACUGAUUAUGAUUCUGAUCUAUUGGAAAUUAUUCGAGAAAAUGUUCGACUUAACGAGGGUAUUUGCCGAAACGAAUGCGUUCAGAUCGAAAAAUUGAACUGGAAACAAUACGAUUGUGAUGCAAUCGAUAAUGAGAUCGAAAUCAUCAUCGCAGCUGAUGGUAUUUAUCAGUAA
Molecule: messenger RNA, 534 nt
Organism: Adineta ricciae
Lineage: Eukaryota; Metazoa; Rotifera; Eurotatoria; Adinetida; Adinetidae
Source: the annotation of a GenBank genome assembly